AUGGGAGAGUGUUCGAAUGAAAAUUUGGAGGUGGGAGGUGAUACGGAGUUGAUACAAGAGAGAGCUGAGAAUAAUAGUGCUUUUGUUCUGUUAAAUGAGGUGAAUGUUCCUGAAGAGAUGGUACCUAAUAUGGGGGUUGAUAUUAGGAAUAGUGUGGAAGAGUUGCAAAAUGAUGAGAAUCCUCUUGUUUGUGCUCAGCUAAAUGAGAGUCCAGUUGAGCAGGAGAGGGGAGUCCCAAGAGAGGUUGCUGAGACUCCUUUGGUUACACCAGCG
Ilex paraguariensis (yerba mate) is the source of this 273-nucleotide messenger RNA. The record is from the annotation of a GenBank genome assembly. NCBI's taxonomy places the organism in Eukaryota, Viridiplantae, Streptophyta, Magnoliopsida, Aquifoliales, Aquifoliaceae.